GGGUGCGGCUCCAGGAAACGGCGCGCUCGCAACUCGGAGCUCCGACCAGCUCGACGGGCCGCGACGGCCCGGCAGACUCAGCCAGCCCACCAGGCGGACCCCGGCGGCCACCCCAGCAAGCACAGCCUAGGUCCGAACCUCAGACGUAUCUACUCGGACGGGGCGGACAGAUCAGGCGACAUAGAAAGGAGCUCCAGAGACCAUGGGGACCCUGGCUGGGCCAGCAGUGGUGGGCAAGAGGGAGUCCCGAGCCUGAGAAGAGGUCUGGGAGAGCUGCUCGGCCAUGACUUCAGUGUGGAAGCGCCUGCAACGGGUGGGCAAGCGGGCCGCCAAGUUCCAGUUUGUGGCGUGUUACCAUGAACUGGUGUUGGAGUGCACCAAAAAAUGGCAGCCCGACAAGCUGGUGGUGGUAUGGACUCGAAGGAACCGACGUAUCUGCUCCAAGGCCCACAGCUGGCAGCCUGGCAUCCAGAACCCUUACCGUGGCACUGUGGUGUGGAUGGUUCCUGAGAACGUGGACAUCUCUGUGACCUUGUACAGGGACCCUCACGUGGACCAGUAUGAAACCAAAGAAUGGACUUUUAUUAUUGAAAAUGAAUCCAAAGGACAGCGGAAGGUACUGGCCACAGUUGAUGUGAACCUGGCCCAACAUGCGGGGCCCGUGCCCGCUCAGGUUCCACUUCGAUUGAAGCUGAAGCCCAAGUCUGUGAAGGUAGUGCAUGCUGAACUGAGCCUCACCCUUUCUGGGGUGUUGCUGCGUGAAGGCCGUGCCACGGACGAUGACAUGCAGAGUCUGGCCAGCCUCAUGAGUGUGAAGCCUAGUGAUGUGGGAAACUUGGAUGACUUUGCCGAGAGUGAUGAGGAGGAAGCCAAUGGCCCUGGGGCUCCUGAGGUCCGGGCUGGAGGUCCCCAGUCAGAUCGGUCUCGAGAGCUGAAGACACUCUGUGAGGAAGAAGAUGAAGGGCACAUUCAGCCCCAGCAGGCAGCUGCCAGGCCCUCUAGUGCUGAAGACACAAGCUGUGCCCCUGUGAGUGCCCCUGCGCCCCCGGCAAGGGCCUUCCGGGGCCAAGGGUCAGAACCAGCUGCUAUAGCCGGGGGCCAGGUGGGGCCUGAAACCCCAAGGCCCCCACCAUCCCCACCAGAGACAAGGUCAACUGGGCAACCAGAUCAGAACAUGGUCCCCACCCCAGCCCCUCGGCUCCGGAAAGGCUCUGAUGCACCCUGGUCCCCAGUCCCCUGCAGGGGGGAUGAGAUCCCCAAUACCUCAGAGGAUCCUCCAACAGGAAUGGGCUCUUCUGGGGAGACCCAGACCCAAAUAAGCUCUCAGAAAGGGACAAAGGCCCAUGGAGCCAGGCCAGAACCAGACAUUGAGGUCAGAGGCUCCAAAGACGAUCUGGGAGGAGACAGAUCCAAAGUUGAAGAGGGGGACACUGGGGACAUGCCAGGGCCUAGUAGGGCAGAGAAUAGAGAGAAGAACACUAAGAAGUCGUACACCACAGCUGGCGAGGCUGAAGAGAGCUCAAAACUUCAUCAAGUAGAUGCUGAGCAGAAGUCAAAGGUACAACGUAGAGCCACAGAGGGACCAGAGGCUGCAGGGCUGGUGCCCAAAGCAAGACUUGAGGAAACUCCUGAGGCCCCACCUAGGAGUGCUCAGAGGAGGAUGGGGGUUAGGACUCAGGAAGAGGCUCCCAGUGACCUGAACCCCCCUCCAGCUGAGCCUGAAGAGCAUCUAGGGGAUCUCAGGGAUGCCAGGCCGGCAGGCCAGGAGAAAGAAAGCACAGAGGUGAGGGGUAGAGCCCCCACUAUUGGGAGGACAGGCCUGGAGCGGGGCCCCUCUGCUGGAGCAGCUGGUGCUGGGCCCCAGGUGAGCUGUUUUCAGGGAGUCCCGUCAGUUGGCCAAGGGGUGGUAUCUAGAGAUCAGAAGGCCCAGGAGGCAGAAGUUGGGGAGCCAAGGGUUCUAGAAACAGAGGCUGAGUGGGUGCCAUGGGAGGUUAUAAGGACACCAGAGACAAAUGCUGGCACACUAGAGUCCCCAGAUACAGACACUGGCACAGCAAAAUCUGAAAUAUUGAAGGCCCAAGAGUCAGAAGCAGCAAGGUCAGAGGUCCUGGAGUCAGGGGCUACUGGAACAGCAGAGUCUGAGGUGUUGAGGACUCAGGAUAAAGAGAUUGUGGUUCUGGGGAUGCUGAGGACAGGAGCUGAGAUCAGGGAGCCUAAGGAAUUUGGGGUCCAGAAAACGGAAGUUGGAGGUUCUGCAGUUCCAGAUACCAAAACAGUAACGGCAGAAACUAAGACAUUAGAAGCCCAGGGGAUAGCAGAUGGUGGGGCCCGUGUGUUGAAGAUACAGGCUGAGGUAUUGGGAACCCAGAAAACAGAGGCAGGGGAGGCAGAAACUGGAAUACUGCAGACCCGGAAGAUAGCAGCUGAAGGUUGGCAGGCUCCAGUGGUGGAGGCAGAGAUGACAGAGUCUGACGAAUUGGGGACGCAGGAGACAGAGGUGGAGAUUGGUCAGAUUCCAAGAGUAGAGACUGAAACAGCAGGAACCGAGACAUUGGGGGUCCACAGAAUAGCAUGUGAGGAUUCUGGGUCCCCACAGAUGCAAUCUACAAUAGUAGGGGACCAGGAGAUCGAUGUUUCAGUGACAGAGACAGCAGAAGAUGCUAUACUGGGGACCCAGGAGCUAGCAGCAGGUCAUGGAGUACUUGUGAUAGAAGCUGAGCUACCAGAAUCCAAGAUUGACAGGUCCCUGGAGACAGAGGAAAGAGGUUUAGGGGUUCUAGAUACGGGGACAGCAGAAACCAAGAUCUCAGGGACACCAGAGAGAGCACCAGGAGUUUGUAAGGUGCUGGGAAUAGGAACUGAGGUAGCCAGGAUCUUGGAAGAGGAGGCUGGCUCUUCAGAAGUCCCAGAGACAGAAGCUGAAGAAACCGAGACACGGGGAGCCAAGGAGCUGUCUGGGAGUUCUGCGGCACUGAGAGUUGUGUCUGGGAUACCAGAAUCUAAGAUAUUAGGGACCCAGAAGACAGAGGUGGGAGGCACUGGGAUGUCACAGGCAGAGGUUAGAGGGACAGAGGCUGAAAUACUGAAGACCCAGGAAAUAUCAUCUGAGGGUUCAGGGGGUCCAGAGUUGGAAGCUAAGUUGGAAGAGUCUGAGAUACUGGGGGCCCCGGAGAGAAAAACAGAGACUCGGGAGAUCUCAGAGGUAGAGACAGUGAAUUCUCAGUUCACUGGGACCCAGAAGGACUUGGAGAUCACAGAGUCAGAAGCUAAGACAGUAAAGUCUGAGAUUCCGGAAGCCCAGGAGACAGAAGUAAGAGACUUGGGGCUUCUUCGAGGAGAGGCUGAGAAAGCAGAGGCCGAGAUGUUAGAAACCCAAAAGACAGAAGCAAAGACAGCUUGGACCCAAGAAAUAGAGCCAGGGGAUGCUGGGGUCUCCAGGCCAGAGGCCGAGGCACUGAGGGCUCAGUGGACAGAACCUAUAGUUUUGGAGUCAGGGGAGGUAAAGACUGACAUUUUGGGGGUCCAGAAACCUGGGGCUUGGGGAGCUCUUAAAUGUGAGGCCUUAGGAGUCCCUAUGACUAAGCAAGGGUUUUCUGGGGCCAAGGAAGUAGUGCCAGAGGCAUCCAGAGUACAAGAGCCAGAAACUAAAGUUUUGGGGAUAGAAGAAGCCAAAUCUUGGACUUUGGGGCAACAGGAAGCAGAGAGGGAGGGGUUUGAAUCUCCAGAGAAUAAAUCUGAUGUUUUUGAGGCCCAGGAAACAGAAUCUGGGGUCUUGGGAACCAUGAAGGGGAAAGAAGCCGAUGAAAGCCUCAAGGAGGCCAGCCUGAAUAAGGCACAAGUGGCCAGUGAGGCAGGGGCUGGGGUACCCAGGCCCUCAGGGGCCUCUUCCCCAGAGGAGCCUGAAGAGGACAGGAGGCUGCCGGGCAGCCAGGCACCAUCUGCCCUGGUCAGUUCCAGCCAGUCCCUGUUGGAGUGGUGCCAAGAGGUCACCAAGGGCUACCGUGGUGUCUGCAUCACCAAUUUCACCACAUCCUGGCGCAACGGCCUGGCCUUCUGUGCUAUUUUACAUCGAUUCUACCCAGACAAGAUUGACUAUUUCUCCCUUGAUCCACUCAACAUCAAACAGAACAACAAGCAGGCUUUUGAUGGCUUCGCUGCCCUGGGCGUGUCUCGGCUGCUCGAGCCAGCGGACAUGGUGCUUCUGUCCGUACCUGACAAGCUCAUCGUCAUGACGUACCUGUGCCAGAUCCGUGCCUUCUGCACUGGGCAGGAGCUGCAGUUGGUGCAACUGGAGGGCGGCGGUGGCUCUGGCACUUAUCGUGUGGGAAACGCCCAGCCGAGCCUGCCGGACUGCCUACACGCAGGAGACCUGGCGCAGCGGCUACGCGAACAUGGGGCUGAAGCGUCUACAGAGCCUAAGGAGGCUGUGAACCGCGGGACUGGGGCAAUACCCAAGGUAGCCUCCAGGGACACGGACCUGGGCUCCUCCUCUAAGGAUGGGGAGGCCGAGGUUGCCCAGGAAGCAGUCCCUCAAGAGGCAUCCUCCGACGGCCCUAGAGCCAGGUCGUCCACAUCCCCCGUGGUCCCCACAGAGGGGCUGGUGAACGGAGUUGGGGCGCCGGGUUCUGUGAGUGGUGUGAGACUGAGACGGUCCUCGGUCAAUGGGGAGGCUGGGCCAGUACCUCCACCCCGAGCACAUGGCUCUUUCUCCCACGUGCGUGACGCUGAUUUGCUAAAGAAGAGGCGAUCCAGACUAAGGAAUAGCAACUCCUUCUCGGUGGAUGACCAGGACUCUGGAGCUGCAGUUGGAGCAGGGCCUGCAGGAUCUGGGGCUGUGGAAGGCCCAAACCCUGACUCCAGCCUUGACUCUGGCACACUCACAGCCACAGCCCCACAGCAGCCACCCAGUGGGAACCCUCCUACUGAGGAAUCAUCCCCUAACCCCGGGGAAGAGGCUGGCCAGCAACGGUUCCAGGACACAAGUCAGUACGUGUGCGCAGAGCUGCAAGCCCUGGAACAGGAGCAGGGACAGAUAGAUGGGAGGGCCGCUGAGGUGGAGAAGCAACUGAGGAGCCUCAUGGAAUCAGGUGCCAACAGGCUGCAGGAGGAGGUGCUGAUCCAAGAAUGGUUCACCCUGGUCAACAAGAAGAACGCGCUCAUUCGGAGGCAGGACCAGCUGCAGCUGCUCAUCGAGGAGCAGGACUUGGAGCGGAGAUUCGAACUGCUGAGCCGAGAGUUGCGGGCCAUGCUGGCCAUUGAAGAGUGGCAGAAAACAGUUGCACAGCAGCACCGGGAGCAACUCUUGUUGGAGGAGCUGGUAUCACUGGUGAACCAGAGGGAUGAACUGGUCCGGGACCUGGACCAGAAGGAACGAAUCGCUCUGGAGGAAGAUGAGCGCCUAGAACGAGGCCUGGAGCAGCGGCGUCGCAAGGUGAGCCGGCAGCUGAGCAGGCGGGAACGCUGCACCCUGAGCUGAGCCUCCUGUCCGGUUAGUCGUGGACCCUCCUCGUCACUCCCCCGCCUGUACGGCGGAGGACAGGCCCCCCCAUGCUCCUUCAGCGGGCGGAAGCAAGACCGAUCAGGUUCUCGGACUGGAGCAGUGAGCCUGCCAGGCAGUAUUUAUUUAUCGGAGUGUAUGUGAGUGUGUGGCGGUGGCCAGGAUCCCCCAAGCAAGGGAUGGUGUGGGAACGACACCCACGUCCUCCUUCCCUUCUGAAGGGAGCAAUAAAGUUGAACUAGAACAAA
Rattus rattus (black rat) is the source of this 5745-nucleotide messenger RNA. RefSeq names its product EH domain binding protein 1 like 1 (gene Ehbp1l1). Gene Ontology annotation, molecular function: protein binding. The record is from RefSeq and is a predicted model, not a curated record. The coding region runs from base 284 to 5476 and encodes 1730 amino acids. The transcript is spliced from 19 exons. Lineage: Eukaryota; Metazoa; Chordata; Mammalia; Rodentia; Muridae.